CGCGCUGUGUUUCCUGUUUAAGAUGGCGUCCCCCCUGGCAGCGCAGGCCGGGAAGCUUCUGCGAGACCUGGCGCUCCGGCCCCCGCUCCUGGUGGCCAGGUCCCAGGCACUUCAGUUAACCCCUAGACGAUGGCUAAACCUACAGGAAUAUCAGAGCAAGAAACUGAUGUCUGACAAUGGAGUGAAAGUUCAAAGAUUCUUUGUAGUAGACACUGCAAAUGAAGCUCUGGAGGCUGCUAAGAGACUGAAUGCAAAGGAAAUUGUUUUAAAAGCCCAGAUCUUAGCUGGAGGAAGAGGAAAAGGUGUCUUCAGUAGUGGUUUGAAAGGUGGUGUUCAUUUAACAAAAGACCCUAAAGUUGUAGAGCAACUGGCAAAACAGAUGAUUGGAUAUAAUCUGGCCACAAAACAAACGCCAAAAGAAGGUGUAAAAGUUAAAAAGGUGAUGGUUGCUGAAGCUUUGGACAUUUCCAGAGAAACCUACUUGGCGAUUUUGAUGGACAGAAGUUGCAAUGGUCCGGUAAUGGUGGGAAGCCCUCAGGGGGGCGUUGACAUUGAAGAAGUAGCAGCUUCAAAUCCAGAACUUAUUUUUAAGGAACAAAUUGACAUUAUUGAAGGGAUAAAGGACAGUCAAGCUCAGCAGAUGGCAGAGAAUCUAGGCUUCCUCGGGCCUUUGAAAAAUCAGGCUGCAGAUCAAAUUAAGAAGCUGUAUAAUCUCUUCCUGAAAAUUGAUGCUACUCAGGUGGAAGUGAAUCCUUUUGGUGAAACUCCAGAAGGACAAGUUGUCUGUUUUGAUGCCAAGAUAAACUUCGACGACAAUGCAGAAUUCCGACAAAAGGACAUAUUUGCUAUGGAUGACAAAUCAGAGAAUGAGCCCAUUGAAAAUGAAGCUGCCAGAUAUGAUCUAAAAUACAUAGGAUUGGAUGGGAACAUUGCAUGCUUUGUGAAUGGUGCCGGAUUGGCCAUGGCUACUUGUGAUAUCAUUUUCCUGAACGGUGGAAAGCCAGCCAACUUUUUGGAUCUUGGUGGUGGUGUAAAGGAAUCACAAGUAUAUCAAGCAUUCAAAUUGCUCACCUCUGAUCCUAAGGUUGAAGCCAUCCUUGUCAAUAUCUUUGGUGGAAUUGUCAAUUGUGCCAUUAUUGCUAAUGGGAUCACCAAAGCCUGUCGAGAACUGGAACUCAAGGUGCCCCUUGUGGUGAGACUUGAAGGAACCAAUGUUCAUGAAGCCCAGAACAUACUCAAAUGCAGCGGACUCCCAAUUACCUCAGCUGUCGACCUGGAAGAUGCAGCCAAGAAGGCUGUGGCCAGUGUGGCUAAGAAGUGAAGCCUUUGUCCUGACCCCUUGGAAGAAGAAGCCCAUUUCCUAUCAAAAGGAAUAGUUCUCAUCACUGUGAAGGAAAUGGUUAUCCCACUGGAGAAAAAAAAAAUGAUGAGGAGGGGGUGAACAAGAAUCGCUGUAUGAAAAAUCUUAAGUCUGUUUUCCUUACUAAGAUACCUAUAACCUCUAAAUUACCUUCUUUAUUAACGUCCUACUCUGGAUGCAUUGUUUUGCUGACCCAGGGGAGCAGUCUAUGCCAAACCAAAUUUAACAUCAGGACCUGGUUCCUUUGUAACAGUUUUGGUGACGUGUUUGAGCCUUUAUAAUAAAUAAAAAUUAUAGACUGUCAGAAUCUUAGAUAAGAUUACAUUUACAGAUUAUCAAAAAGGUGCUGCUGUGACAUAGUGCAACAGUUUUUACAAGUUUCUAAUUCCACGUGUUUGGAAAAUCCAGGAAUAUUCCAAAAUAUAUUUGACAGUGAAAGAGCCACAUUAAUUUCCCAUACAUGGAUUCUACCAUUUGCCUUAGUAAUUAAGAUACUGUUUACCUCAUACUAAAAUAAAGCCAGAAGCCUUAUUUAUGAUUUUUCGACAGGUCUUCUUCAACCUCAGAGGGAGCUAUACCCAAUAGAAACCAUCAUAAAUUGAAACAUCAUUAAGUUGAAAAUGGGCUUAUUACAAUAUAAAAGACCAGCUACACAGUUCACUGUAGAUUGUCAGUUGUGUACCCUCAUGAUGAAUUUGCUGAAUGCUUUGCUGGGGCUCACUACCUUUGUCCAACAUCACAAGGAAGUAUCAUACUCCCUAGGAAAAGAUCAAAAUUUGAAGUAUGGAUUCUAAUGGAAGUGUAUUGCUUUCACAUUAUAAAAAAAAUCAUUAGUCUAAGUCAAUCAGGAAAGUCUAUAGAAGGUUGAAUUUUGAUGUCAAAACUGGAAUGUUAUGGAAAUUUCUGCAAUUAAAAAACUUCAACAUGAGACCUUACUGAAGAUUAAUGUUCUGUCACUGUCUUCUCUCCCUUCUCUUUUUCCCUUAGAAACUACCACUUGGAAAAACAUAAUGAAGAGAAUGAUAAUUUUUUCCAUAAGGUCUGUUUUUGUGAUGAGGAAAAAUUUGAAUUUGGUUUUUGUUGAUAAAUUUCAGUAA
Molecule: messenger RNA, 2457 nt
Organism: Condylura cristata (star-nosed mole)
Lineage: Eukaryota; Metazoa; Chordata; Mammalia; Eulipotyphla; Talpidae
Gene: SUCLG2
Product: succinate-CoA ligase, GDP-forming, beta subunit
Exons: 11
Coding region: 23-1321 (432 amino acids)
Biological process (GO): tricarboxylic acid cycle; succinyl-CoA metabolic process
Cellular component (GO): succinate-CoA ligase complex; mitochondrion
Molecular function (GO): metal ion binding; ATP binding; succinate-CoA ligase (GDP-forming) activity
Source: RefSeq, a predicted model, not a curated record